AACUAUACAAACAAUAUUAUAGGCCUACAGCGCGGCAUGACCAUCAUAAUGAUGUACAGCGUUGUGACACAUGUAAACAGGCGUCAAGUCAAAUGACAGGCAACCAACUCGCAGCAUUCGUUCUGUUGACAUCUCUCUCUGCCUCGACCUCGUCGGUUCACGCUGUGAAAGAUAGCCCCCACCUGGACCAGAUUGACGCUAAAGAAAAGUGCAUCACGUUCACGUGGCGGGGAUUCUCAGUGCGCUCAACACUGCUGGAGUUUAACCUGACCAACAAUAGGACAGGCGAGCAGGUCAGUUACCUGGUGCCAAACGUCAUCAAAUCGAAAACUGUCUGCAACCUGGAACUCCACCAGAGCUAUCGAGUCAGUGCCAGAGAUCCUAAAUGGGCGUCAAGAAAGAGCAUCGAGAAAAUCAUGUGGACAUUGCAGGCGGUACCCGAUUACCCACCCAUACCCCAACUCGUGUAUACGACUGACACAUCCAUAAAGAUCAUGAUCUUUGCCACCAAGAUUGAUCUGAAUAAAGGACCUUUCACUGGCUUUGAUAUCCGAAUACAAAGAGCAUCUGACACAGGUAUAGGCGACACCCUACCUCUAGACAACAGCUCGAGUGACCCCAUCCGCAGCAGACGUGAAGCGGGCCUGUUGACCGGCCGACCCCAGGGUCAAACCGUGGGCUUCAUCAACACGAACCAGGACGUGGAGUUUUUGAUUGGUCAAGGAAAUUCUAACCACAACAAGCCGCUAGAGAAAGACACGGAGUAUGUCGUCUAUGUGGGCGUGGUCAGCAUGGUGGCCUACAGUUCAACACACGCCUACGUCUCGAUGACAGCCGCCACCAGAAGAAUGAACAUCCACAUCAUCGUCAUGGUCCUGUGUUUCAUCGUGGGCAGCGUGUUGCUGACCUACGUCAUGAGCUUCCUACUGUGGAAGAGAAAGCGUAUGGAGGAGGACGCUCUGAGGGCCAAGGAGUGGAUGCUCAUGUACCACAGCGAUCUCAGCGACACGGAGCUCUUCUCAGAGGAAAUCUUUCUCAACGGGGACUGGAGGUUUUCCCAGUACAUGGGUGACAUUAGAAAAGAUAAGGUGACGCUGGAAUCAAGCCAAACCAAACAUGUUAUGUGAUCCACACAUCCACCCACACAUCCACCCACACAUCCACCCACACAUACACCCACACAUCCACCUACACAUCCACCCACACAUACACCCACACAUACACCCACACAUCCACCCACCCACACAUCCACCCACACAUCCACCUACACAUACACAUCCAUUAACACAUUAAUCCAUCAACCUACACACUCAACCACUGAUCCCUACCCCAAAACAAACAUACAACUAGUAUUGCAACAUUCCCAAAACAAACAUACAACUAGUAUCGAAACAUUCCCAAAACAAACAUACAACUAGUAUUGCAAAAUUCACAAAAUAAACAUACAACUAGUAUUGCAACAUUCCCCAUCUGUAUGCCCUCCUUCACUUCGUGACUGAUUCACCGGAUUGCCUAAUGACGAAAUGCAUCCUGUCUGCCUAAUGAUGUAAUGCCUCCUGUCUGCCUAAUGACGAAAUAAAAUGGAGGGGGUGUCUUCAGCUCAUCAAACUUUUAUACAAACCAAUUGUAAAUAAAUUUUACUAGAUAUGCGCGUACACUGU
This is a messenger RNA of Physella acuta, 1661 nucleotides long. RefSeq lists its product as uncharacterized. The record is from RefSeq and is a predicted model, not a curated record. Lineage: Eukaryota; Metazoa; Mollusca; Gastropoda; Physidae. Gene Ontology annotation, molecular function: protein binding.